Pneumocystis jirovecii RU7 is the source of this 810-nucleotide messenger RNA. RefSeq lists its product as uncharacterized. The record is from RefSeq and is a predicted model, not a curated record. NCBI's taxonomy places the organism in Eukaryota, Fungi, Ascomycota, Pneumocystomycetes, Pneumocystales, Pneumocystaceae. The transcript has 2 exons. Bases 1 to 810 code for a protein of 269 amino acids.
AUGUGUUUAAGAGCAGGAAAUUUGCCUGAAAAAGAGGCCUAUGAUAUUAUAAAUUCUAUGAAGAACUCUCUUGUUGUUAGUACAAAAGAAACAGAGGAAUCUUCUCAAAAAUUUAAAGAAUCUUGGGAAUCAGAAGAAGUGGAUAGUUGGGAGCAAUUAUUAAAUAAACCAGAGGAAUAUUAUGAGCAAUCUUUGAAAAAAGGAUUAUCUAAGGAUCUUCUUUCAAAAGAAGAAAAAUCAUCUCAAGUCUCUAUACCUUUAAAUUCAGAAACUCAACAAACAGUUAUGACGAAUACACUUGAAAUAUCUAAUAUGCCUUCUAGUAUUUGUGAAGAAGAAAUUUAUAAUUCUUUUGGCCUUGAUAAGGACCAUAUGUUUAUUAAAUGGAUCAAUAAUACAAAAGCACAACUUUGUUUUUUAUCUGAAGAAGCCGCAACCAAUGCUUAUUUCAAAUAUCUCUCAUCUCCUCUUUCUAUAGGAAGUUUAUCACCGCUACCACCUGACUAUAAUUCACUUCGUUCUUCAACAUCUUCAGCUUUUACAUCCCGUACAAAAAUACCUCUUACUGUAUUCCAUAAAAGCACAUUUCUUGCAACAUUAGAACAGAAAUCCCCAGUCCUGGACAAAAGACCGUUAAAAACAUCAACCGUUGCAAAACGUCUUAUUACAGGUGUUCUUGGUGUACGUGCACCACGUACUGCAAAAGAAAAAGAAUAUGAUGAGAUCAUGAUACACCAAUUCCUUGAAACACUUAAAGAAAAAAAAGCACAGGAACAUCUGAAAGAAGAAAUAUGGGAGAAAGGAUUUUAA